CAUCAAACAUGUCAUUUCCCUAAUUUCAUUUCUAUCAAAUUGCUGUGAUAUUGAUUUUAUCUGAUAAUCGUUUAUAUCUGCUUACAAAUAAUUUAAUUUUGAAUUAAAAUAAUUUUAUGAAUUACCUAUCUAUUUCUUAAGAAUAUAACAUGUGUCUAAUAAAUAAGAAAAUACCACUUAAUUGUUUUCUAAUCUGUGUGAUGUGUUCAAGUAAACGCUAAAAACACAAGAAGCUGGGUAGUGGAGGCGUUGAAUCUUACCUGUAAUGACUUGAUGAUGGUCUAAAUCUAAAGCUGUUUGCAGGAGUACAUGUGUAACUGGGUUUACACAGAAGCAUGCAGGGUACGACUUAGGCUAUGCGAUAAAAAUGGAGGUGGUCAAUAUGGAAGAGGGUAGAUAUGAACAAACAGACUGUCUGCCCGGGAGCAGUGCAGACAGUGAUGCUUCAAGUAGCAUCUUCGAAAGCAACGACAGCAGUGAGCCUAUAAGUGACAUAGACAAACCUUCAGACGAAGAGGAUCUGAGAGAGGAUCUACAAAAGAACAUACCUAGUUUUUAUAAGACUGAUUCAAACGCAUCACAAUCAAUCAACAUCACAGAUGACGAGGAGUUCCAAGCGACAGCUCUCUGUCAGUUUAUGGAUAUAUUGAACGAUUUAGAUGAAGUGCUAGAUAAAUCUUUGCUCGCGUGUCUAGAUGACGGCACGAAGUCCUUCGACAGCGAUGACGACGACCUCAUAUGUAAAAUUAAAGAAUGCAUCGCAGGCGCAGAAGAUUCAGUAUCACAAAGUUCCGUAGAUGACACCACGCAAGUCGUCAUGGGCCCUAUUGCCCAAACCUCGCAGUCGACAGAAGAGGUUGACAUAACGCACAGUGAUUUGUCACUGCCGAGACUAAAUUUUGGACGUUCCAAAAGCUAUACAGAUUUGCCGAGGAGUAACAGUGAUAUUUCUGCCUUGUCUUUGGAACGAGCGAACACUGUUGAUGACAGUUUACGGAACUCAAUGAGGAGGUUGGACCCCAUUGUGUUACCGGCAAUCAGUACGCAAGAAUCGUCGCAGGCUUCGUGCGAGCCUUUGACUUUACCUGUUAUACUGUUUGUUGAGCAUCAUGUGAAUAUGCGGCCGACUAGUGCGCCUAUACAGCUUCAAGUUUCGGCCGCCAAUGUCAGUAGUGAUGGACCGUCGGGGCCAUUGAUCGUGGGUCGCAGAACGCUGCUCAUGAAUAGAGCUUUAUCGUUGCCUUCGCCUGGAGACAGUGAUGUUACAGCUAUCGACUGGUCGGAGCGCAACGCUUCCAGGAAUGUGGCUAGAAGUGCCAGUGGUUCCAGCUCCUCCAGCGGAUCUUUAAUCGGCGUAGUGCCUAUAACUCCCAGUGCCUUCACUACUUCUGAGGACAGGAAUGAAGAGAAUGAGGUGCCUCCGUUUGGGGUGUGGCCUCACCGGUUGAGUGCCAUGCUGGCGUGCCUCAGUUGUACCGUGGGAAUAUUCAACAUCUCUAGAUUUGCCAUAUUUAGUGUACAUUUUGGAGCAAGUUUCAUCAUUCAAUUUUUCAUGUUGUCCCUCAUAAUCGGCAUACCACUAUUCACAUUACACCUAUGCCUGGGGCAAGUUUUGGAGGCGGGUCCCGUGGACAUGUGGCGCAUCUCCCCCAUAUUCCAGGGGGUGGGGGUGUCGCUGCUGCUGACCCAAGCGGUCAUAGGGAUGUACAGCAUCAUCGGCCUGUCGUGGAUAUUUGUUUACUUCCGUGACUCGUUCAUCAAUUCUGAUGAUAGAUAUAAAUGGGCGCUGCCGCAUGAGUUUAGUUUUGAAGAUAUGAACCAUAAGAAUAGUACAAUAAGGAUCCAAGAGACACUACCACAGUAUUUCCACGGGGAAGUGCUACAACGCAAUUUGAAUUCAAACUCGUUCGGCACAAUAAAGUUUCAAGUGGCAUUCAACUUGGCCGUAGUUUGGAUGAUCGUGUUCGUCUCACUCAGCAAGGGACUGAGGUCGUACGGCAAGGCUGUAUACAUGCUCAUAUUUCUACCAAUUUGCGGUACCUUAGUACUUUGUACUAAGCUUCUAACCCUCAUACCUUACGACGCAGUCACGAAUAUAUUCUCCGAGACUGAGUGGGGCGAGUUUUUUAUUAAUAGUAAUAGUUGGGCCGCGGCUGCCCAAGAGACAUUCCUAACGUGGGGUCUGCUGGGCGCGUGUGUGAUGCAGCUCACGUCUCACAAGGACGUGAAGAACAAGACCAACGUAAUGCUGCAGAAGGAGAGCGCCUGUAUAGUGGCCUUCACCUUCGCCGUACUGUUGCUUGGCUCGUUUCUGGCUAACACGUGUGUGCAGAUAUUGAAGAACCAUGGCUUUCAUUUCGUACCUAGCAGUUUUGAAACAAUCAAAUCAUCACAAUUCCUCUGGCCAAUGUCAGAGCCUAUGCCUGGCAACACUGUGUCUACCCCAGUGCGGUAUAUGGGGCACUACGGCAGUCUAGUGGGAGUCACCGUGUGGAAGACUGGCAACACCGUGCGAACACUCAGCGGCUGGCAACCCUUACAGCUAGCAACACAAAUAGUGCCCGCGACUUUGGCCGUGUUACCAGCUAAUGUGUUGUCACCGGCGUGGGCGGUGAUAUUCUACUUCAUCCUCAUAAUGUUCGGCAUCGCGCAGCAACUGGCGAUAUGGCACUGCGUCAUCACCGGCGUUAUGGCCAUCAACGCGCGCGCGCUGCGUGUGUGGGAGACCACCAUCACCUUCCUCAGCUGCGUGUUCGGGCUCGCCGUGGGACUGCUGCUGUGCACUGACGCGGGCAUAAAAAUAGUCCACUUCAUAGACUACGUGUGGGUCGGCAGCUGGUGGCAGUGCGUGGUGCAAGUGGCGCUGGCCGUGGGAGUGUUCGUGGUGCGCGGCCGCCCCUACUCGCCCGACGCGGUGGUGGCGGCGCUGUACUCCGCGCGCAGCCGGCUGUCCGCCACCCUCGCCGCGCUGCUGAGCUUCACGUGGACUGUGGUGCUGCCGGUGCUGCUGUGUGCUAUAUGCGUUAUGGAUUUCCGUGUAGGACAACAGCGUCAAUUGUACACUUGGAGAAAACCUAUUGGGUACUGGGCGAUCUGGGCGCGGCAGGCGGGCGUGGCGCUGCAGCAGGCGGCGCUGCUGCUGGUGCCGCUGGCGGCCUUCGUGCAGACCUGGCGGUACAUCUCCAAGGGCCCGCCCGACAUACUCGAGCGCGUUCAAAACCUGUACCGGCCGCGUAUGAACGAGGCGGGCGAGACUGUGCCGCCCACCAACCCAGUCCGCGACGCGCCCGUCCUGGAGCCUGCACCCGACCCGCCGCCGAAGUACACGCCGCCGCCUUCCUACUCCACCGCCACGGGCGCGCGGCUGCUCAACACGCUGCGCCGCAGCUUCAGGACUCUGAGACGGAUAACAUCGUCCCGAGCGGAAUCUCAACACGACGACACAUCACAAAUACCAAUCACACUGAGCGAGAGCAUCGACCGACAGUCGCACACUAGUGCUGUGCCCACCCUCACCGUGACCGACGAAACCGACAGCACCAGAACAAUACACACCCACCCCAACACUAGCGCAAGCACGCACCAACUCAACAGAAACAGACCAACAUCUUCGCGGAACUCCUUAACAUUAACACGGGACUUCUUACGGAGGUCGUUCGUUAGGAAAAGCGAUUCAGCUAAAAGCAUACGCUCCAGUUUGCGCAGGAGUUUCAAAUAUGGCGGUGGCUUGACAACAAGCCACGAGCACUUGGUUAGGGAUGUGGAGCCUAUAUCGAACACUGUUGCCAUGGCGACCGUUGAACCGACUUCGCAUACGAGGAGUUUGGGUUCUGUUAUAUGAAUUAUUUUUGAACCGCCUAUAAUGUAGUCUAAGAAAUUGUGAAAGUUAGGUUAGAGAUCGUCAAGUUAUAUUCUGAGUAUGAUCUCGCUGCAGGUCGUAAAUCGCUUUUUCUUCUAUGCUGCAUAAUUAUAAUAUUAUUAAUUUCAUUUGCAAUUCCUUUUUGCCCGCGACUUAGCGUUAAUGUUCAGCGAUAGUCUAAAAGUUAUUUCUGUAUCCUUUUGGCGACUACUUGUUUCUAGAUGAAAGUCUGUCUUCUGUACUGGUACAGAAUAUCAGUUGAGAACUUGAAUUCAUAACAAAGAAAUAAACUCUCAUUUGCAUUAAUGGCGGUUUUAAUCAAUUUACUAUUCGGGACGGAUGACUCAUUUGACUCGUUUCAUUUUUUUUUAUUCUUUACAAGUUAGCCCUUGACUACAAUCUCACCUGAUGGUAAGUGAUGAUGCAGUCUAAGAUGGAAGCGGGCUAACUUGUUAGGAGGAGGAUGAAAAUCCACACCCCUUUUCGGUUUACACACGACACCGUUUCGUACCGGAACGCUAAAUCGCUUGGCGGUAAGUCUUUGUCGGUAGGGUGGUAACUAGCCACUGCCGAAGCCUUCCACCAGCCAGACCUGGACCAAUUAAGAAAAUCUCAAACACCACUGCGCCACGGAGGCCGUCAAAUUUCAUGCAUUUAUAAAUCUAUCAAAUCUAUUAAUUUAAUUCAUUCGUUGUGUAUUUGUCGAUAAAAUAAUUAAAAUAUGUACAUCACUAAUAGUAGCCAUAACACCCUAUGCGUGCGCGUUUUGAUGCUCGCACUUUUAAAUGCGGCGCCUGCAGCGAGAAGUAUAUACUGUAGUAGACAAUACUUAAAGGAUUUUAUUAAUUUAGCGCACAAUAUAAUUAUUAAAUAAUAAUUGUAUGUACUAUGCGUGGUAAUGGAGAAUCAAAUGAAGCUUCGUUAGCCUUAUCUCGCUUGCACAUAUCCGCCGGUCGCCUAUGUGUAAGCGAGGCAGCAAUACAAGUGUGCGAGAAGUACAUACAGGGUGUUCCGUAAAAAAGGGAUAUAACGCAAAUGGUAGAUACACCACCUGAUUAUUUAAAACUAAUUUGAAUAGUUUUCAAAAAAUCCCUAGGGUGGUCACCCAAAAAAAAUAUAUAACUUGGUCAAGUUAUAUAUUUUUUUUCGGAUUUUAAAAUUUUUCUGCAUAAAAAUAUAACACGCUAGUGAUUUUUUCAAAACUAUUCGAAUUAGUUUGGGAUAAUUCGAUGGUUUAUUUGUGUUUUAUCCAUUUAUUAUGGGACACCCUGUAUAUGUAUAUGAAUGCUAGAUAUCCAAUCUAAAAUGAAAUGAAAAAAUCUAUUAAAUCUGUCAUAAUAGAAACGUUUAGUUUAAAGACAGAAUUCGUGAUGAUGUUUUAAAUUAGGUAAAAAUUGUUAUUAAGAUGAAAUUAGAUUAAUAUUAGAUGGUAUUGAUAUUAAAAAGUGAAUCAACAUGAAAGGGCUCUAAUUCGGCAGUGUAUUCGAAUAAUUGUUUGAAUUUCUCAUUUUAUCAAUUCAAUAAUUAUAUAUUAAAUAAAUACUCGUUUAUUUUUUUAUUACGAAUCACAUGAAAGAAAUCAUCACAACCAUAUUGAAUGUACCUAAUAUUGUGAAAAGCGUUACUAAACUCAUUUUUAACUAUUUACUUUAACUAUUAUUAAUAAAUAUUUAGAUCCUUUAAUAUUUGGAUCCUUUAAGUAUGUUAAAUAAAAAAGUUCGCGGUUUCGUUAAGUUUAAAUAACUUUACACACAUGAAUUAAAAAAUGUAAUUUGUUAAUUUAUAAUUCAAUAGUACUGAGAUAAAACAGUAUUUAGUGAACGAGGGAAUCUCACUAGAUUAAAAUUUUACAUGCCAUGUAAGUUAGUUAUAUGUUAGACUGAGAGACGGCGGAAUUUUGUCAGUUCCUAUUGAACUGCAGAUUUUUACAAUUAUUGAGUACUGAAAGUUAUCUGUGUAGAUAAGAAAUGUGUGGUGUAGAUGUAUCCAGAGUUGCAUAUUAAUUUGGAUUUAAAAAUUAUCAGAGCAAAUAUUCUUUCGAAAAUGUGUUUCAAAAUUUUGUAACUUUGAAGUUAGACUGAAGUUGCCAGCGUAUUUUGUACAGCGUUGUCGUUGUACAAAGAUCAUAGAGUUUGGCUAAUGAAAGUAGAGACUGAAAUCGUCCGCCAAAUUUAAAAAAUCUGAGUAAAUUCUCAAAAUGAUAGUGCUUAGUUAUAGUAUUUCCAAAUAUUGGAAAUAUAACUGAGUUUAAUACUUGCAGUCGUAAGUAGUAAUGUAUUCACAAACAAACAAAAAAUUUGUACAAAUAAUGAAAAUUCAUGUUUUUUUUAAUUUGAUUAAAUGUUUUUUUUAAUUUGGCGGGUGAUUUCAGUUUCAGCUUUCAUUAGCUAAACUCUAGUCAUAACAUAACAGCCUACGCCAAGUCACAUUGAGUUCUCGAGUAAAGCGAUUUGGUGGUUCUACAAAAAAUGCUGUGAGUAAUGGAUCUCCACGUAAAGAGUAUUCAUGUUUGUUGAGUCCUGUAUCCUUAUUUAAUUUUUAACAAUGUUAAUAAAAUACAAUAUAUAAUACAAAACACAAUUAAAAUAAAUUACUAUUAUUUAACAAAAAGGCAUGCUGUAAUCUCAGAUAUUAAUGUGAUUUCCUGUAUACAUAUAUCACAAUUAUUUUAUACGUAUUUGUAUUCGUAAACAUUAUUUGUAAUUUCUUCAUAAUUUGUACAGCAAACAGGCAAUAAUUUAUUUUCUCAAAUGUGUCCUAAUCGAAUAGGAGAAUCUACGCCGUCUCUGUGACUAUUAAUUAUUAUUUUUUAGGUACUUAAAAACAAUAAUAAAUUGGAGCUUACAUUAAAAUGUAAAACGAAGUGCUAUUAAUGUUAAGGAUGCAUUUUGUAUAUGAAUUAGUUUUUUAAUGUUUAGCAUUUUAGAAACAAUGUGUUCUUGUUAGUUUGUACUUUAACGCGUUAUGUGAAAUAAUAAUAAUUGUAUGAAAGUGUCACCACAUUGUCAGAUUUUGUUGAUAUGAUUGAAAUUUUAAUUACUAAUAAAAAAUAGAAUAUCAUGUUUUGCGAUUUUCCGUCAAAAUCAGACAAAUUACGACAAGUUACGGCUGAUAAAUCUGACUUAAUAUACAGGGAGUCUCUUAAUUAAUGAAUAAUACGCAAAUAGUAGAUACACCACAUAAUUUUAUAAAACUAAUUUAAAUAGUUUUCCAAAAAUCCCUAGGGUGACCAAGUUAAAUAUAUUUCUUUGGAUUUUUAAUUUUUUUUUUCUUAAAUAUUUUUUUUCAAUGCUGUAGCUGUUUUAAUUAAGGUUUAAAAGAUCUGAUUUUUGUUAUGCAUUGCGAAUUAAAUUACCAAUGUAUUGAAAAUUCAGCACCUCACCUACACUUUUACCAGCAACUUUGUAAUUUGGAUAUUUUUGGAAAACUAUUCAAAUUAGUUUUAGAUAAUUAGGUGGUGUAUCUACCAUUUGCAUAUUAUACAUUAUUUACUUAUAUACUGUGGUAAUAAUACACGGAUUUGUCAGUUUUUCGUAGAAAAUUUCAAAAAUACCAAUUGUUAAAAGUUUUAAUGGAUUAUUGUAUUUAUAUUAAUUUAAUACAUGUAUUUUAUUUGUAUAAAAGGCAGUUGCAUAGAUGAUAGACACUCCCCCCCCCCCCCUCCAAAUAAGUAAUGUACUUAGUUUUUUUUUUACAACAAAUAGUGUAUGAAGAAUGAGAGAAUUUUGAGUACAAUGAAUUUAGAAGUUAAGUGAUUUGUUUUAUAGUUUUGUAGUUAGUAAACAUAACGGAUCGUGGAAGUAAAUUUUAACGUAGAUAGAUGAACGGUAAUAAUAGUUUCUAUGAGUUGCUUAAUGCAUUACUUUAUACACUGGUUUUCUUAUAAAGUCCAAAAUAUACUCAGAGACACAAUUAUCCGCCCACUUUACUAUACUUUCGUCAUAUUAAAGUAGGUGGAUAAUCGUGCCUCUGAGUAUAUCUAAAACUAUUUAAUUUUUGCAUUUUUAAAGGAGAAAUAGGCUUAUGACCUAAUUUCUAUUAAACCUAAGUUCUUCUUUUUUCUUUACCACCAGAUCUGAAAGUAUAUAUUUUUGGAGAGUUCAUACCAUUCAAUCUUUGAUUCUGGGUUACUUAAUUUUAUAUUAACAUAAUAAAAACCCUGUCCUAAUAUACACGUUGUAUUACGUUAAGGACAUAUUGAGUAUUCUUUCGAAUUAAGUUCUUUUAAGUUUAUAUAAAAUUUCGAGUAUUUUCUCAUCACAUGAAAACGAUAACUGCCAAUUAAAAUUUAGUCUUAUAGUGGUAAAAUGAAAUGGUGAGCCAUAUGAUGAAAAUAUUAUUUAUAUUAUUAAGAAAACAAUUGAAGAAAAUGAUUGUGCAUAUUUGGCUUAUAGCCUCACAUAUGUAAAGGUUCCUUUUGUGCAUUUACUGAACUUGUGAGUCCACUUCGUAUAACAUAAUGUUUGACAAGAUAUUUUGUUUUAUCUUACAAUGUUAUAUUAUUGUUAAAAAAUAAGCUGUUGAGCUUAUUUGACAUUCAUUAUUUAUUCAUUGUUAUAGACUUCAGCCUUCUGUUACUGUGAAUGAAUCUAUAUUGUCAAAAUAGCAAUUAAUUAGGUAUUAUUAAUUUACCUAUCAUAAAUUUUAAAGUGUACUAAACAUUAACGUGUUUCCCAUUUUCUAAUAUAACUUUAAAAAAGUUUUUCUCCAAUCUUCUCAAGGGAAAUCAAUAUUAUUAUUUAUUUAAAUAAUCACAAUUUAUUUACUAGCAAUACUUUUUUACUUUUUUGUUGUAUAAUAAUGUCAUUUCAAUCAUGAUAACUGAUUUACGAGGUUUUCAUGUAUUUAAUGUCCCAGACAUUCCAAUUUUUUUUUUGUAAUGAAACAGUAAUGUUGAACAUGUAGUGAAACAGUAAUGUUGAACAUGUAGUGAAACAGUAAUGUUGAACAUGUAGUGAAACAGUAAUGUUGAACAUGUAGUGAAACAGUAAUGUUGAACAUGUAGUGAAACAGUAAUGUUGAACAUGUAGUGAAACAGUAAAAUUGAACAUGCUAAUGUCAAACAAACUUGAGCUGGACUCAUAAAAAAUUGGCAUCUUUAAAAUAUCUUUAGUUCUAGUCAUAACACAGCUUCCACAUAUUUUGCAUAUUAAACAUCACAUAUUAGAUUAUAUUUUAAUAUGAUUGCGCACAUUUUAUUCGCACAGUGUGUUUUACUUUUAUCGUAUUUUCUAUUUACAUUCCUCUUUAUUUUAAAUGAUAGGUCUACUUCUAAGUAAAUAAUAAUAAUAAAUGUUUCUUUUUAUUA
Molecule: messenger RNA, 9167 nt
Organism: Bicyclus anynana (squinting bush brown)
Lineage: Eukaryota; Metazoa; Arthropoda; Insecta; Lepidoptera; Nymphalidae
Gene: bdg
Product: sodium-dependent transporter bedraggled
Exons: 14
Coding region: 368-3841 (1157 amino acids)
Biological process (GO): sodium ion transmembrane transport
Cellular component (GO): membrane
Source: RefSeq, a predicted model, not a curated record